Molecule: messenger RNA, 3693 nt
Organism: Lactuca saligna
Lineage: Eukaryota; Viridiplantae; Streptophyta; Magnoliopsida; Asterales; Asteraceae
Source: the annotation of a GenBank genome assembly
CCUCAAAUAUAAAGCAGGCGACUUCGAAUUCAGUCCAUCUUCCCUAUAUUUCUUGAUAAAAUUCCAUCUCCCAAAAGUCUCUCUCUCUCUUCUUUCUCUCUCUAGAAACUCUCAUUGCUUGUUUUCAUCGACAGGAUCUAUUGAUUUCUUUAAUGGGGGGCUUCUCUUUUUAGUUAAUACAAAUAAAAUAGAAGAAAACAAAUAGUCCUUCUGCCAUACCUCAUUCAUUCCCCACUCGUGUUUAUAUCAUCACACUCCACUAUGGUUAAUUUGAUCCCAUUCUUAGCUCAAGAACAAAGCUGAUAAUCAGCAAACCCUUUCAUCGUUUUCAAGAAACAUUUCGUUACUAAUCCAUUGGUAAAGAUUGUUUCUUUUUGUUCUUACUGGGUUUUAUAGGAUUUCCGAUUUGGGGAUUUGGUAUAAUAUCGGUGGGAAUGUAAAUGGGUUCUCUUAGUCCGGUACUUCCGCUUAAAAGAGACUCUUUACUUAAAAUUUCACCAAAUAAUUCUUCGCAUUUGCAAAGACCCAGAUCAAGAUUUGCGAGGCUUAUUGGUUUCAAGAAGAUAGAUUACUUGCAAUGGGUUUCAGCGUUGGCUGUCUUCAUCUUCUUCAUGUUCUUGGUUCAAAUGUUCUUGCCGCUUUCAAUGGUGGAUAAAGCUGAUGGCGAUUUCCUGAAACGAGAAGCUGAUUCUGAUUUCAUCAACUUACUGAAACAAAUUGGCGAUUUGGAUUUCGGUGAAGAUGCCAAGUUUAUGCCCACCAAGCUUAUGAUGAAAUUCCGAAGAGAAGAAAUUAACAAUGCUUCUUUCGGUGGUUCAAGAACAUUAGCCAGAUUUCCCAAUAGAAAACCCCAACUUGCUUUGGUUUUUGCAGAUCUGUUGGUUGAUCCACAGCAGAUAUUAAUGGUCACAGUUGCAGCUGCUUUAAGGGCAAUUGGCUAUGAAAUUGAGGUUUACUCGCUUGAAAAUGGACCUGUUCAUUCUAUUUGGAGAAGUAUUGGAGUUCCUGUGAAUAUUAUGGAUGCUAACAAUAAAACAGACAUUACAAUUGACUGGUUAAACUAUGAUGGUGUACUUGUGAACUCUCUUGAAGCAAAGGAUGUUGUUUCAUGCCUUUUGCAUGAACCCUUUAAAUCUGUUCCUCUUAUAUGGAGUAUCCAUGAAAAAAGUCUUGCUACUCGUGUGGCAAGUUAUGUCUCCAGUGGCAAAGUUGAGAUUAUUGAUGAAUGGAAGCCUAUUUUUAAUCGAGCUACAGUUGUUGUCUUCCCAAACUAUGCCCUACCUAUGUUUUAUGCUGCAUUUGAUGAUGGAAACUACUUUGUCAUACCUGGAUCUCCUUCCAAAGCUUGCAAAGUAGAAGAUUCAACAAUCAUUCAUGAAGAAAAUCAUCUGCAUGUAAAUAUGAUGGAUAUUGGAGUUGAUGAUUUUGUUGUUGCUGUUGUGGGAAGCGAGUUUCUAUAUAAAGGAAUAUGGUUGGAGCAUGCUCUUGUGUUAAGAGCUUUAUUUCCACUUUUAGCUGAGUUUCGAAUUAGUGACAAUUUCAGUCCUCGUCUCAAGAUCUUAAUCUUCACUCAUGAUUUGACCGGUAAUUACAGUUCUGCCAUUGAGGAAAUUGCUUUAAACCUUAAUUAUCCAAGAGGUAGUGUGAGUCAUGUUGCCAUUGAUGAAGACAUGGGCGUUUUAGGAAUAACUGAUGUUGUAAUAUACGGGUCAUUCUUUGAAGAACAAUCUUUUCCUGAUAUUCUGACAAGGGCAAUGUGUCUUGAGAAACCAAUAAUUGCCCCUGACUUACCAAUAAUCAAGAAAUAUGUUAAUCACGGGGUAAAUGGGCUUCUUUUUCCAAAGGAAAACAUAAAGGAGUUAACACAAAUAACAUUACAAGUGGUUUCCAAAGGAAAAUUAUCAUCUCUAGCUACCAAUAUUGCAUCAACCGGAAAAGACACUGCCAAAAACAUGAUGGCUUUGGAUUCCAUUGAAGGGUAUGCUUCAUUGAUAGAAAACAUCCUUCACCUUCCCUCGGAAGUUGCAUCUCCAAGGGCAAUAUCGGAAAUUCCCUCCGAUAUCAAAACAAAGUGGCAAUGGCAUCUUUUUGAAGCUAUUGAAGAUCGUGAAUACGUAAAUAGAACUUUGAGGAUUCAUCAUUUGUUAGACAAAGUCGAAGGUCAAUGGAAGCAUGCUCCAAGGGCAAUAUCGGAAAUUCCAACAAAUGAUUCCUUUAUAUAUGAUUUAUGGGAAGAAGAAAAAAGAGACCAGAUAAUGAAAGCUAGAAGGGCAAGAGAAGACGAUGAGGUGAGAGAUAGAAGUGAGCAACCAAGGGGGACAUGGGAGGAAGUGUACAAAAAUGCGAAAAAAGUUGAUAGAAAUAAGAAUGAUUUGCAUGAGAGGGAUGAUGGGGAGCUUGAAAGAACAGGUCAACCGUUGUGCAUCUAUGAACCUUACUUUGGUCAAGGAUCUUGGUCUUUUCUCCACACUAAUUCUCUUUAUCGGGGGAUUCGACUCUCAACAAAAAGUGGAAGACCAAGAAGAGAUGACAUUGAUGCAGCUUCUCGUCUCCCUCUUCUAAACACAGCUUACUACCGUGACACAUUUGGUGAUUUUGGAGCUUUUCUUGCCAUUGCUAAUCGAAUAGACCACAUUCACAAAAACGCUUGGAUCGGUUUCUCUUCAUGGAGAUCUACCCCUAAAAAGGAAUCUUUAUCGAAGAAUGCCGAAAUUGCUUUACUAGAAGAUAUUGAAGCUCAAAAACACGGUGAUGCGCUUUAUUUUUGGGUUCGUAUGGAUAAAGAUCCAAGAAACCCGACCCAACUAGAUUUUUGGUCCUUUUGCGAUGCUAUAAAUGCCGGUAAUUGCAAGUUUGCAUAUUCGGAAGCUUUCAAGAAAAUGUACGGGAUAAAAGGUAACUUGACCAUUGUACCCCCAAUGCCCAUAGAUGGAGGAGACACAUGGUCUGUGAUGAAUAGUUGGGCCAUGCCAACAAAAUCUUUCCUUGAGUUUGUAAUGUUCUCAAGGAUGUUUGUAGAUGCUAUAGAUGAACAAAUGUAUGAUGAACAUCAUGGAAGUGGUUUGUGCUAUCUAAGUUUGAAUAAGGACAAGCAUUGCUACUCACGGGUACUCGAGGUUCUCGUUAACAUUUGGGCAUAUCAUAGCGCAAGAAGAAUGGUGUACAUAGAUCCCAACACCGGAAAAACACAAGAACAACAUCAUUUCCAGAAACGCGCGGGAAAAAUGUGGGUGAAAUGGUUCGAUUACAGCACCUUGAAAGCCAUGGAUGAAGAUCUGGCGGAGGAGGCCGAUUCCGACCACCCUACAAGGCGGUGGUUAUGGCCUUCCACCGGCGAGGUGUUCUGGCAAGGAGUGUAUGAGAAAGAAAGGAUGCAAUGGAGGAAAGAGAAAGAAACAAAGAAACAAAAGACGCGGGCAAAGAUUCAGAGGAUUAAGAACCGGACUCACCAGAAAGUCAUCGGGAAGUAUGUGAAACCGCCGCCGGAAAACUCUACGGUGGCGGCGGUAGCGAGGGGCUUCAGGUAGCGGAGGUCGUUCUUGAUAGGUUUUUCUUAACGGUGUAGGUGUAGUGGGAUUGGUUCAAUUCUUUGUGAUAAUCUUUUGUUUUUUGUUUUUUUUUUUUUCAAUUAUUUUUUGGGGAAAGUGAGAUGGAUAGGGUUUUUUAGAAGUGUUUUUAUAUGUAAAUUGCAUU